Molecule: messenger RNA, 1982 nt
Organism: Melanotaenia boesemani (Boeseman's rainbowfish)
Lineage: Eukaryota; Metazoa; Chordata; Actinopteri; Atheriniformes; Melanotaeniidae
Product: RNA-binding protein 39-like
Exons: 15
Coding region: 120-1607 (495 amino acids)
Biological process (GO): mRNA processing
Cellular component (GO): nucleus
Molecular function (GO): RNA binding
Source: RefSeq, a predicted model, not a curated record
CGCGAUAACGCUCUAUUUUUCGCCCUUGCAACGCGCUUACACAGGAGAGAUCUUCCGUGAAACAGAGCGACCGUUAGGAGGUUAUCAUACACUGCGCUGCUGUGUUUACAGCAGCAGGGAUGGCAGACGACCUGGAUAUCGAGGCGAUGCUGGAAGCUCCGUAUAGGAAGGAGGACGCCAAGAACCCGAGUCCAGAGGGACAGGACGAGAACAGCAAGAGGAAGAAGCAAAGCCGUGACAAAAAGCGCAGCCGCAGUCGGGACAGGAAGAGAAGCCGGAGUCGAGAGCGGAAACGCAGCCGCAGCCGAGAGAAACGGCGAAGUCGCAGCCGGGAGCGCCGCCGCAGCCGAGAGAGGGGUGGGCGCUAUAAAGACCAUCACAAACACCGUCGAUUUUCCAGGAGUAAGAGUCCAGUCAGGAAGGAGAAGAGUCCGAUCAGGCUGCCGGUGGACAACCUGACUCCAGAGGAACGAGAUGCCCGAACAGUGUUCUGUAUGCAACUGGCUGCCCGUAUCCGACCACGAGACCUGGAGGAGUUCUUCUCUGCUGUGGGAAAGGUUCGGGACGUGAGGAUGAUCUCUGACAGGAACUCUCGCAGGUCGAAGGGAAUUGCCUACAUCGAGUUUGUGGAGGCCAGCUCAGUUCCUCUGGCCAUCGGACUGACAGGGCAAAGGCUGCUGGGAGUUCCCAUCAUUGUUCAGGCCUCCCAGGCAGAAAAGAACCGAGCGGCAGCUGCAGCCAACAACCUUCAGAAAGGAACAUCAGGACCAAUGAGGCUGUACAUCGGCUCGCUGCACUUCAACAUUACCGAGGAGAUGCUGAGAGGAAUCUUCGAGCCGUUCGGACGGAUCGAGAGCAUCCAGCUGAUGAUGGACAGUGAGACUGGACGCUCCAAAGGAUACGGCUUCAUCACAUUUUCAGACGCCGAGUGUGCGAAGAAAGCUCUGGAGCAGCUAAACGGCUUCGAGCUGGCGGGUCGACCCAUGAAGGUGGGUCACGUGACCGAACGCACUGACCCCUCCAUGGCUUCUUCUUUCCUGGAUAAUGAUGAGCUGGAGCGAACCGGAAUCGACUUGGGAACCACCGGCAGACUGCAGCUAAUGGCCCGGCUGGCUGAGGGUACCGGUCUGCAGAUACCUCCUGCAGCUCAGCAGGCAUUACAGAUGAGUGGAGCUAUCGCCAUUGGAGCCAUGGCUGCUGUGUCAGCUGCCAUGAAUCCAGCUCUGAACGUCAACAUGAGCUCUGGAGCUCUGAAUCUUCCAUCUCAGCCUCUGGCCACCCACUGCUUCCAGCUUUCCAACAUGUUUAACCCCAACAGUGAGGACGCUCCUGGGUGGGAGAUGGAUAUCCAACAUGAUGUCAUAGAGGAGUGCAACAAACAUGGAGGAGUCGUUCACAUCUACGUGGAUAAAAACUCACCUGAGGGCAACGUUUAUGUCAAGUGUCCAUCGAUUCCCGCCGCCAUGGCCGCCGUCAACUCCCUCCAUGGAAGAUUCUUUGGCGGUAAGAUGAUCACAGCAGCGUACGUCCCUCUGCCCACCUACCACAACCUGUUCCCAGAGUCCGUCACUGCCACACAGCUGCUGGCUCCGCCCCCACGACGAUGACUCACCAACAACACUGCCCUGUGAUUGGACACUGGAGAUUAGAGCCUACCCUUCUUUUAUUUCUUACCCUGCUAUAUUGGCUGUCAGGAUGAACUGAGUUUUUUUUUGUUUAUUUUCAUCUGGACAAACACAACUUGCUGUCCCCUGUGGUCACAUGGUCAGGUGACCACUUCUUGUUUAAUUUUUCAUUAUUCUUUAUGGGUGUGGUCUUCACACAGCCCUGCCCCUCUGAGUAUUGUCCAGUGAUUGGCUCUGUGAGCUUUGAGUGGGGGGGUGGGGCUGAUGAGACAGAGCCAGCUGAUUGGUUGUUUCGUAUUUAACUGUUUUUCUAGAUUUGAUUUUGUAAAAUUCUGGAUUAAAUUUUAUUUUCAUGUC